GUGACACUCGACUGCCAACCUGGUGCACUUUCGGCUCCUUAAAGCCGGGGGGCCCUGGUGAGAGCCGGCCCUUCUCCGACGCGUGCGUGGAGGUAGAGUGGAAGGGCAAUGUGACCAAGCUUGAUGCGCAUCGCGUCAUCUUGGCCACGGGGUCCCCCUUGUGGCACCAGCAGCUAAGGGAGCGCGGCACACAAGGACUCUCCGAGCCACAGGCACUGCAGGUGGAGUGCCCCAGCGUGGAG
Symbiodinium sp. CCMP2456 is the source of this 242-nucleotide messenger RNA. Lineage: Eukaryota; Dinophyceae; Suessiales; Symbiodiniaceae. The record is from the annotation of a GenBank genome assembly.